AUGAAUCCGCGUCCUGCCCGGUGUGUCCCGCUGCGUGGCUUCGAGCAGGUGUCCACCGCGGCGUCCGCUUGCGUCAUACUGACUCUUGUGGAAGAGUUGCUCGCGUCAGCCCCUGUUUUGCGACUGAGACCCGCUCACGGGCACUGUGCUGGACCGUGCCCAUCAGCACCGUGA
Chondrus crispus (carragheen) is the source of this 174-nucleotide messenger RNA. RefSeq lists its product as hypothetical. The transcript has a single exon. NCBI's taxonomy places the organism in Eukaryota, Rhodophyta, Florideophyceae, Gigartinales, Gigartinaceae. The coding region runs from base 1 to 174 and encodes 57 amino acids. The record is from RefSeq and is a predicted model, not a curated record.